AUGGACGAGUUUCAGCUGGACACCCAACUCUACACAAUGAUUGAGCUGGAAGGAACUCGAUAUCGUGCUUUCUUUGCGAAAUUAACGAGACAGGAUAAUCCUCUUCUUUCUCGAGAUAUCGCGCUUGAAUUCUUUCACAAAUCGAGUCUUUCUGAAGAACAGGUACAGGAACUUUAUGCUCAAAUUAAGGAACAAAAACUACUGCGAGACGUGGACCAUAUGAAUGAGACCGAGUUUGUGCUGGGGAUGCACUUUAUUGUGUGCAUGACCAAGCGAAACCUCGUCAAGAUCCCACCCAAAUUCCCCACCUAUUUGUUCCCGACGCUGGACUUAACGGCCGAGAGUGUCCAGACUCAAGCGCCCCAGACGUCAAAUGACGCGCCAUUGCUGUCACUUUCUCCUGCAAGUGACACACCGAUGUCAUGCGGUAUGACGUCAGGUUUUUCUCUAAGUGAUGCCAAAUCGCUGAGUGACUUGCUGGCAAAGGAACGACACUGUAAACAAUACGAAGCCCAAGUGUUGUCAAAGGUUGAGCAGUCUGAAGCGAGAACGCUGCAGAGUUUGCACGAGUAUGUGGAACACAUUGCUGCCCAAGUGGACAAACUGGGAUUUCCCGUGCCCAAUUCGACAAGAUCGCUGAGUACUUUGGAUGAUCUGAAAAACUUGUUGCAAAAGUACGUGUAUGGGACCAAGCAGGAAAUUGAGAGCAUGCAAAUUGACGCGCAGAUGCGCAAUGUGACAUCGGAGGUGCCACAAGACUCUGCUUCACGAGAAGAUCCUUUAAAGAUUACAAGUGGUUUGACGCAGGAGCUUUUGGCGCUGCAGCUCCAGACUGCACAUCUUAUGGCGAAAAAAGUAGACAUUGUCGGACGACUUGUAGCUGUGACAACAGAAGACUCUCAUGCUGGAAGUAUUAUUCAGCAACCGGCAUUUACAGAGUCCAAGAUUCCUCCAUUUGCCUUGUCUAAAGGCGCUCUAACAGUAGGAGAGCUGGGAACGUCCUCAGCUUCGACGAUGCUUCCUAAGACCUCAGAUUCUAUAUUAGUGCAAUCUACGACUGACGGCGGCUGGGACAAUUUUGGGGCUGCAAAAUCAGAAGACUCACCUGCUCCUCAGCCGUUUGGAGUAAAGAUCGACAGACCACUGGCUUCAAGUGACCCUUUCGGCUUCGGGUCGUUGCCCGCUGCUCCAGGUGCUACUGAGGCAACAACUCAAAAUUCGGCGCUAACACCAGCACCGGAAAACAACUUUGCCUGGGGUUCGUUUCAAUAA
This is a messenger RNA of Peronospora farinosa, 1272 nucleotides long. The record is from the annotation of a GenBank genome assembly. Lineage: Eukaryota; Oomycota; Peronosporomycetes; Peronosporales; Peronosporaceae.